This is a messenger RNA of Chiloscyllium plagiosum (whitespotted bambooshark), 1718 nucleotides long. Lineage: Eukaryota; Metazoa; Chordata; Chondrichthyes; Orectolobiformes; Hemiscylliidae. The record is from RefSeq and is a predicted model, not a curated record.
UCCCACUCUUGUCGUUUCACAGAUCGGUCGGUCAACAGAAACUCUGAUAGACUUUGUGGUGACGGAUACAGCGCCCAGUAACUCCCCAACAGGGGAAGGCCACAGCGCCCAGAGUACCAUCUCCCGGUUUGCCUGCCGAAUCAGCUGUGAGCGCAGUCCCCCGUACACCACCCGGAUUUAUGCUGCCGGCUUCGAUUCCUCCAAGAACAUCUUCCUCGGUGAGAGAGCAGCCAAGUGGCGGACUCCGGAUGGGCUGAUGGACGGCCUCACCACCAACGGAGUCCUGGUGAUGCACCCCAUGCACGGAUUCUCCGACAACUCCAGCCCUGGUGCCUGGCGGGAGAUCUCCGUUUGCGGAAACGUGUACGCCCUGAGGGAGACCAGGUCAGCCCAGCAGAGGGGCAGACAGGUGGAGAACGAGUCUAAUGUGUUACAGGACGGCUCUCUGAUUGAUCUCUGUGGGGCUACCCUGCUGUGGCGCACCCCAGAGGGCCUGGACAAAGCACCCACCCUCAAGCAGCUGGAGGUCCUGAGGCAGGAGAUCAACGCAGCAAGGCCACAGUGCCCGGUGGGCUUCAACACGCUGGCAUUUCCCAGCCUGGAGCAGUGCCAUGUGGUGGAGGAGCAGCAGCCCUGGGUCUACCUCAGCUGCGGCCAUGUGCAUGGGUACCACAGGUGGGGCAGCCGCCCAGAGGCUGGGGGAUCGACAGCAGGCUGCGAGAGAGAGUGCCCCCUGUGCCGGAGGGUGGGGCCCUACGUGCCCCUGUGGAUGGGCUGUGAGGCAGCCUCUUACCUGGACGUGGGACCCCCCAGCCACGCCUUCUGUCCCUGUGGCCACGUCUGCUCAGCCAAGACUGUCAAGUACUGGGCACACAUCCCUCUGCCCCAUGGCACACAUGACUUCCACGCUGCCUGCCCCUUCUGUGGCACUUGGCUGACCGGGGAGAAAGGUUACAUCAAGCUCAUCUACCAAGGCCCAGUGGACUGAGGGGGGGCCCAUCAUACCCACCCACCCCUUCCCCCUCACACCCACCCACCCCUUCCCCCUCACUGCUUCCCCCAACACACACACACAUCUCUCCCAUCCCUUGCUCUGUCUCUCUCUCUCUCGGUCGAAUCACUAUUUAUGCAAAAACAGUGACAUUUUUGUAAAAAGAAUAAAAAUAUACAUUGACAAUAUUUGCCACCGUGAAGGGAGUCUGCUCGAUGUGUUUUUAUUAAGUGGAAGGUGCCCCUGUCCCCCCCCGUGUUUUGAGGUAAUUGAUAUUCAGUUUGGGUUUGUUCCCUCUGCUGGUGUUUACUUGGAUCCCCGUGGGACCCUGUGCCUCCCCAACAGCGAGGCUGGUGCGUUUGUCCUCAAAUCUGAGAUGUUCUCGCAGUGCAGGGGUAGUGUCCCCCUCUCUGGGCCUGGGUGCCACAGUUUCAAGUCCCACCUGCUCAAGAGGUGAAUGGGUCAAUUUGGAAAAUAUCCAUACUCCAUGUCUCUCAUACCAUUGCCCCUGCCCACACUGAGUGAGACGGGGGUCUGGGUGGCAGAACCACUGCUAGCCUGUCAGUCAGAUAAGUGGGUAGUAUCUGUGUGGACUCUACACUGAUUGGAUAGCUGCCCUACCAUUCAGGCAAAAGGGGUGGUACAUGUGGAUGCUGGAGGGUUUGAGUGAGAGGGACAGGCUGGGGCUGUUUUCCCUGGAGUGUCAGAGGCUGAGGGGUGACCUUAU